Messenger RNA from Arachis stenosperma, 947 nucleotides. RefSeq lists its product as uncharacterized. Gene Ontology annotation, biological process: intra-Golgi vesicle-mediated transport; endoplasmic reticulum to Golgi vesicle-mediated transport. Bases 190 to 750 code for a protein of 186 amino acids. The transcript has 5 exons. The record is from RefSeq and is a predicted model, not a curated record. Gene Ontology annotation, cellular component: cis-Golgi network membrane; cytosol; TRAPP complex. Lineage: Eukaryota; Viridiplantae; Streptophyta; Magnoliopsida; Fabales; Fabaceae.
AUAAAAUUAUGAGAAUUCCAAAUUAAGACUAAAAAGACCCAACCAUAAGCCUGUGUAGGCCCGAAAGGCUUAACGGGCCAGCGUAGAACUGAAGAGGCAUCUUUGUUCCUAGUGCUGUCCUUGACUGUUGUGUAGUGGGUUUCCGUCUUUGCAGCUCAGAUCGCAGCAAAAGCUUACUCAGCUCCGUCAAUGGCUCCAGUUGCUCCUCGUUCCGGCGACGCCAUCUUCGCUAACAUCGAGCGUGUUAAUGCGGAGCUUUUUACUCUAACGUAUGGCGCGAUUGUGCGUCAAUUGCUCACGGAUCUGGAAGAGGUUGAAGAGGUGAACAAGCAGCUUGAACAAAUGGGUUAUAACAUUGGAAUCCGUUUGAUUGACGAAUUUUUAGCAAAAUCCAAUGUCUCAAGGUGCGUUGAUUUCAGAGAGACUGCUGAUGUAAUCGCAAAGGUUGGUUUUAAGAUGUUCCUUGGUGUUACUGCAUCUGUGAGCAACUGGGAUGCUGAAGGUACAUGUUGUAGUAUCAUUUUGGAGGAUAAUCCUUUGGUAGACUUUGUUGAGCUUCCUGACACCUGUCAAGGUCUUUACUAUUGCAACAUGUUAAGUGGUGUCAUUAGAGGAGCCUUAGAGAUGGUGUCAAUGAAGACUGAGGUCACUUGGAUCCGUGAUGUGCUUCGAGGUGAUGAUGUGUUUGAGUUGCAGGUAAAACUUCUCAAGCAGGUCCCCGAGGAGUAUCCAUACAAGGAUGAUGAGUGACAUUUGUUCUGUAAUGUUGUAUACUCAAGGUUUUUGUUUCAUAUUUUCCCAAGUUAGAUUAUCAUCUAUCUAUCCACCUAAUGCUGUGUGUAUUAUUGUAUUUUGAUGAAACUUUACAAAUACAAUAGAAAAUAUGACUGAUUAGAUUAACUGAAAUUGACAUUGACAGAGUACUGCAAUCUAUCCUUAAUUACUUA